AUGCCGCAAAAGGAAAGGGUGUCUGUGGUCUGGUUCAAGGCGACGGACCUCCGCACUCACGACCACGAGCCCUUGAGCCUUGCGCACGCGGCGGGGCUCCCCGUACUGCAUCUCUACGUGCUGGACCCCCGGUGGUUCAAGCCAACGAAGCUGGCCGGCUUUCCCCGCACCGGUCCGCGUCGUGCACGUUUCCAGCUGGAGGCCUUGGCGGAUCUGAGCCGGCGACUUGAGGCUGCAGGGCACAAGCUGUGUGUUCGGCGCGGACUCUCCACAGUCCGCGCCUUCGAGGAACUCUGUGAGGACUUCGAUGUGGCAGCAUGCUAUGCCAGCAGGGAGAUUUGCGCGGAAGAGCUGAGGCUGGAGCAGAAGGUGCAAGAGGUCUUGAAGGCAAAGGGUGCAAGACUAGAGCUCUGCUGGACUUACGAGUUGCACCACUAUGAGGACCUGCCCGCAGAGGUCAGGAAGAAGGGCGCCUCGGGUUUCUCUGGCUACCGCCGCUGCUUCUCCGAACGAUGCAAGGUCCGGGAUCCCCUGCCUCGCGUCGACCUGAAGUCGGCUCCAGGCGUCCACUGGCCGCGUGUCGAGGGGCUGCCCUCCGACGUCCGCGACCUCGGCUUGUCACAGGCGCCGGAAUCCGAUGACCGAGCGGAAGUCGCUUGGGAGGGGGGCGAAACAGCCGCAUUGGCCAGGCUCGAGGAGUACUUUUUUGCCACCAACGCCGUCGCUCUGCAGUUUGUGGGCGCAACCAACUUCCCGCACGAUGGGCAUAGCAGCACGGCAGAAGGAUCGCAGUCGAAACUGUCUCCUUGGCUCGCCCAUGGCUGCCUGUCCGUCAGGUACCUCUAUGCAGAGCUGAAGCGCUACGAGCGGGAGCGCCGGCACACGGACUCCACCGCCCGCAUGGUGCACGAGCUCUACUUCCGCGACUUCGUGCGCUUCAGCGCGCUGCAGAAAGGCAGCAAGAUCUUCAAGCUGGAGGGCAUCUACGGCCGCCACCCUCCGGGUGGCUGGCUCCAAGAGGAUGGUUUCUUGAUGCCCUGGUGCCAUGGGCAGACGGGCUUUCCCUUCCUGGAUGCCUCCAUGCGUGAGCUCAAGGCCACAGGCUCCUGCUGCCACGCAGGGCGAGAGGUUGCCGCAUGGUUUCUGGUGUGUGACCUGGGCAUUGACUGGCGGCUGGGAGCGGAAUGGUUCGAGUCGACCUUGAUCGACUACGAGCCGGCGGCCAACUGGUUUAACUGGUCGUUCACCUGUGUGCCCCGUGCCACGGGCGGCAACAGCAUCCAGGAGGAGGCCAAGCCCUUGAGGCCGCCCCGCACGCGGCUGCAGACGCUUGAGGCCAUCUACUGGGCAGCGCAGCAAGACCCGGACGGAGAGUACAUCAAGCGCUGGGUCCCCGAGCUCCGCGGCCUGGCCGGAGACCUGGCUCGGGAGCCUUGGAGGGCCACCAGCGAAGAGCCCCAGGUGGCGCAACGUGUGGGGACAGCUCCGGAGGAGUGGGCCCCAGCAGUCGCCCGGGAGCGCGAGCGCAUCGGCUGGGCGCGACGCACGUUUCCAGCGGGGGGCUCCCAGGUGGCUGUCUGGUGGGGCUGUGUGCGGGCUAGAGGCACAGCCGCGAAUGCGAGUGCUUCGGCGCCGGCGGAGCGGAGGCUCGAUCCGGAUGAUGGCAAGGAGUACUCGCUCGAGGAGCUGAAGACAAAGUACAGAGGCCAGUACAAGCUGGAGGAGGUCCGCUUGUACUGGAAGGACACCUGUGAACCGCUUGAGGUUCGAACUGACCCUGAGGAUGGCAAAGCCUACACACUGGCUGAGCUGCAUGCCAGGUAUCGGAAGCAGUAUACUCGGCAAGAGGUCGCGGAAUACUUCAAGUCGUCCUGCGUCCGUGUGAAGGAGCAGGGUGGUUCAGCUGCUCCUCGUGCAAAGGCAACGGGAUGGCCCGAGGGGUACCCAUUGCCAUUGCUCCCACCAGCAUCCUUCUUCAGCAUCGAGGAGAUCGCCGAGCAUUCCCGGCGCGGGCAGGCGCGGAAAGCGGCGAAAGCUGCACGGAUCGAGCUUGACAUGGGCGGUGGCGUCUCAGGUAGGGACGCGGGUCCCUACCCUAAGAAAGAAAGAGAGAUGCCAAAGUCACAGGCUCCCCGACGAUGGGCCAAGACGGCGAGGGACACGUGA
This is a messenger RNA of Symbiodinium natans, 2166 nucleotides long. NCBI's taxonomy places the organism in Eukaryota, Dinophyceae, Suessiales, Symbiodiniaceae. The record is from the annotation of a GenBank genome assembly.